GCCGUUGGAUCAUAUAAUCCAACGGCUCACUGGAAACACUACUUUUUUUUCCAGAGCCAUUUGGGAAACCCACUUGCAACGGGGGGCUCUGAGGCUUAAACCCACAGGGGGUUUUCUCGCUCGUCCUCUUCCCAACCGAUCUUUGCCCUCGUCUUUUCUGCGAGAGUGCUCGUAUCGUAUCCUAGCCGUCUCAAGCAUACCUAUUCAACUACAGUCUACAGCGAACUGCCACUCGAUAUAAUUGAGAUGAGAAGGAGAUUCCGAUGUUCGGACCAGCUUAAGUACUACUUCGUGAUGCCAGAAGGGCCUCCAGUUGGUAGAGAGAAUGCGAUAGAGAUCAUAGGAAGUAAAAGGUUUUGGAGUAAAACUGGUGAUGAAUUUCAUAUCCGUGAAUCGGGAUAUUCAUAUGGGAAGGCAACUAUGUACACGUACAUAAAUGGAGAAAGUGCCACCAGUUGGUGUAUGGUUAUAUAUCACGUAGAUACACAGGGAGUGCUGAAAUGUGGUUCGGUUGAAUUGGGAUUGCAUCAAGUUGAGUUACGGUGGAAAGCUAUCAAUAUUUUUUCAAAACUUCUACAUCUCAACAUUUUCAAACGGGUGCCCCGAGCAGCAUCGCCACCACCACCAUCAUCAUUAUCAGGUAUGCAUGCAUUUGUGCCUUCAGAUGUUUGUCUUCUUCGAGAUUUUGUAUACCCCGUGGUUCGUCGUGAACGGAGCUUAUUUCCUCAUCCAUUUGUUCACCAAUUACACGAUCGAAGCGAAUUGCCCGUUGAUAUAGAUGAGAUGAGAAGGCGAUUCCAAAUUUUGGACCAUCGUUUCUGUGAUAAGUACUACUUUGUGAUGCUUGAAAGGCCUCCAACUGGUGAAAAGAAUGCCAUAGAGAUUGGAGGAACUAAAGUAUUUUGGAAAAAAAUUAGGAAAGAACAGCCUAUCCAUGACCGUACAUAUUUUAUUGGAUUCUUUUAUGGCGAGGCAUAUGGAUAUGAAAGGGAGAUCGGUUGGUAUAUGACUAUAUAUCGCGUAAAUCUUUCUAGAGUGCUAAAAUGUGGCCCAUGGCAAUUGGGAUUGAAUCAAAUUGAGUCUCGCUGGGUAGCUGUCAGGAUUUUUUCAAAAGAUGCAUCUAUGAUUUUUUCCAAUCCUGCUCCCCUCCCUGGAUCAGCUCCACCCGCACCACCAAGUGAUGAGUUACCACCACCACCACCACCGUCACCACCAGCAUUAACAGUUCAACUAUUUGUCUAUGAACUUUUGGAGUACUGCCUUUUGUUUAUCCUGAAGAAGACAAACUCUCUCGCAUGGAAUGCGGGAUUAGGAGAAGAUGUUCACCGGUUAGUUUAUGGAACUGGUGGAUUUUGA
Messenger RNA from Alnus glutinosa, 1356 nucleotides. RefSeq lists its product as uncharacterized. Gene Ontology annotation, biological process: regulation of DNA-templated transcription. The record is from RefSeq and is a predicted model, not a curated record. Lineage: Eukaryota; Viridiplantae; Streptophyta; Magnoliopsida; Fagales; Betulaceae. Bases 247 to 1356 code for a protein of 369 amino acids. The transcript has 7 exons. Gene Ontology annotation, molecular function: DNA binding.